GCAGGCAGGCUGAGCCCACCUUGGCUUGCGCGCAGCCAUUGGCUGCCCAUCGGAAUAAAUCGAGGACAAUGCAUUCCGCCGCCUGCCAAUUGUAAACAUCAGGGAUAUGUGUUCACUUAGCAUUGACUUUUGGGAGGGGCCAAGGAAAAGCUGCACUUUUAUUGAAUAGGGCUGUGUGUGUGUGUGUGUGCGAGGCUGCUGCUGCGCCUCUCUCGCUGCGCUCCUGCCCAAGCAGCCGGUUAUUCAUUUCCUUCCUACUAGCUGGAAACUUUGCAGCCAGAGUGCCUGUGGUAACCAUUGGCUUACUCAAAGAAUCCCUUGGGAGCUGAAGAGGCAGCAUCUUCCAGGCUCAGGGGCAUCAUAUCUGAGUUCACCUCAUUUUUCUGGAGUCGUCAUUUUGAUUCGUCAAGCAGCUGGUUUGUUACUGAAAAACUCAGAAUAUUUCCUCUGAUUGCCUUCCUAUUUGGAUCUUCCCAGAGCUUGGAACGCUUAAACACCCACCAUGGAUGACUUUGAACGCCGCAGAGAGCUCAGGAGGCAAAAGCGUGAGGAAAUGCGCCUGGAAGCAGAGAGGCUGUCCUACCAGAGGAACGAUGACGAUGAUGAAGAAGCUGCCAGAGAACGGCGCCGGCGGGCUCGGCAGGAGAGGCUGCGGCAAAAGGAGGAAGGAGAGCUCUCAGGAGAAGCAACAGAGAAAUCUGAGGUUAAUGCCCAGAACAGUGUGGCAGGAGAGGAAAGCAAGCGCUCCACAGAUGAUGAAGCUGCAUUGUUGGAGAGGCUGGCAAGGCGGGAGGAGAGACGCCAGAAACGCCUGCAGGAAGCCCUGGAACGCCAAAAGGAAUUUGACCCCACGAUCACAGAUGGGAGCUUGUCAGUGCCCAGCAGGAGAGAAGUAAACAACGUGGAAGAAAAUGAGACCACGGGGAAAGAGGAAAAGGCUGAAACACGCCGAGGACGCUAUGAGAUUGAGGAGACAGAAACAGUUACCAAAUCGUACCAGAGGAACAACUGGAGGCAAGAUGGGGAAGAAGAGGGGAAAAAAGAAGAAAAAGACAAGGAGGAGGGACUGGAGGAGAAACCAAAGGAGGUCCCCGUAGAGGAAAAUCAGGUAGAUGUGACAGCAGAAAAAUCCACUGAUAAAGAAGAGGCAGUAACUGUAAAUGCAGAGGAACACAAAGCAGAGAAUGAUACAAAUGCUGUGGCAGAAGGGACCCAAAGUGUAACUGAUGCUGUAGAUAAAGAGAAGCUCAGGGAUGAGGAAAAGGCUGAGGAAGAAAGGAAGGAAGCAGAAGAAAGGGAGAGGUUAAAAGCAGAGGAAGAAAAGAGGGCAGCUGAGGAAAGACAGAAAGCAGAGGAAGAAAAGAGGGCAGCUGAGGAAAGACAGAAAGCAGAGGAAGAAAAGAGGGCAGCUGAGGAGAGGGCUAAGGCAGAAGAGGAGAAGAGGGCAGCUGAGGAAAGAGAGAGGGCUAAGGCAGAAGAGGAGAGGAGGGCAGCUGAGGAAAAGCAGAAAGCAGAGGAAGAAAAGAGGGCAGCUGAGGAGAGGGCAAAGGCAGAAGAGGAAAAGAGGGCAGCUGAGGAAAAGGCUAAGCUAGAAGCAGAGAAGUUAAAGGAAAAACAAAAGAAGGAAGAACAGAAAAUAGAAGAUAAACAGGUAAAAGAGAAGAAAGUAGAAGAUGAAAAACCUCAAGCAGCUGUCUUAAAAAAACAGGAGGAAGAAAAAGUGGAAGCUAAAAAGGAAAAGCUGCCAGAAGAGAAGCUCCAAGCUACCUCCAUAAAAGAUCAGGUAAAAGAUGACAAAGGUAAAGCACCCAAAGAGGAGAUGAAAAGUGUCUGGGAUCGUAAGAAGGGCGUUCCUGAGCAAAAGGCACAGAACGGAGAACGUGAGCUCCCCGCCUCCAAACUUAAACCUACUGAGAAUGCUUUUGGGCGCUCCGGUGUGAAGGGAGCCGCGGAGGAGGCGAAGCCGGGCGCCGAGGCGCUGAAGAGGUUGGAGGAUCAGCGGCGCCGCCGGGGCGAGAACGAGAGCGAGGAGUUGGAGAAGCUGAAGGAGAAGCAGCAGGAGGCGGCGGCAGAGCUGGACGAGCUGAAGAAAAGGCGGGAGGAGCGCCGGAAAAUCCUGGAGGAAGAGGAGCAGAAGAAGAAGCAGGAGGAGGCUGAGAGAAAAAUCAGAGAGGAGGAGGAAAAGAGGAGGAUGAAGGAAGAAAUCGAAAGAAGAAGGGCUGAAGCUGCUGAGAAACGCCAAAAGAUGCCAGAAGAUGGUGUGUCUGAAGACAAGAAGCCAUUUAAAUGUUUCAGUCCUAAAGGCUCAUCUCUCAAGAUAGAGGAGCGAACAGAAUUUUUGAACAAAUCUGCUCAAAAGAGUGGUAUGAAGCCCACCCAGACAACAGCAGUUGUCUCAAAGAUUGACAGUAGACUUGAGCAAUACACUAGUGCAAUUGGGGGCACAAAGGCUUCAAGACCUAAAGCUUCCGACCUUCACGUUCCGGCCGAGGGCGUCCGUAAUAUCAAGAGCAUGUGGGAGAAAGGGAAUGUUUUCUCAUCACCUUCUGGGACAGGAACACCAAAUAAGGAAACUGCUGGACUGAAGGUUGGUGUCUCCAGUCGUAUCAACGAGUGGUUGACCAAGACCCCAGAGGGCAACAAAUCCCCUGCUCCAAAACCUUCUGAUUUAAGACCAGGAGAUGUAUCUGGCAAACGUAAUCUCUGGGAGAAGCAGUCAGUGGAGAAGCCAGCUGCUGCUUCUAAGGUAUCAGCUACAGGCAAAAAAUCAGAGACUAAUGCAGGUUUGAGACAAUUUGAGAAAGAACCGUAGAAGGCCACUAAGGACGCUGGACCAAUCAGUUUGGGGGAAAAAAAAAUAAGGAAAAAGUGCUAAAUUGUUCUUUUUAUAUUUAUGUUUAUUUACCAAAAUGUCUUUUUUUUUUUUUUGCAUUAUCCCAGUUAAAACCAUGUAUAUUAGCACUGUAUUUAAUAAUCAGUCUAGACUUUCAUCAGAAUAGUACUGCCUUUGCACAAGAGCCUUUAUUCCUAAAGAAACCCAUGCUGUGAAAUAUAUAGACUCUCCUACUGAAAGUCAUAAAUAUGUACCUGAACAGUGAUUUCAGCUGGCAUUAGAGGUCAACCCAAAACACAUGUAAAGUGAAGUCGCUUGGGAAAGGUGUGCAGUAAACCUAUAAAACCAAUGGUUACUUUUGUAAUACAGAAGUCUUUUUCUUUCUGCACUUUAGACUAAGGCAUGGAAGAAAUAUCUUUAGUUGACAAUGUAAUAUUUUCUGUAAGUCGCCCAUGUCAUGAGAAAUACUGCAUCAAUAACGUGUUUUAAUUUUUUUUUUUGUUUUAUACUUUUUUUUAAGUAUCAAUUUUUCCAUUCUAGUUUAAGUUAAUACCUAAAUUUGGAUGAUUAUGUUAGCUGACAGCGGUACUGAUAUUUCUUUUUGUUGUUAGUGACUAGUAAUUGAAUGCAAUCUAGAAUAUAUAUACACACAUAGCUUUACAAAGUUUAGCCUAAAGGCACUACUAAUGGUAGAAUGCUUUAAUAUGUGCUAGAGUAUUAUAUUUAGCAAUAAACAUACAUAAUUAGCCAAUAUCACAGCUUAAAAAAAUAAAGACAAAAUCACACACUUUUCUAUAGUAAGAUUUCAUAAUUGUCAUUAGAGGUAUGGUGAGAUAAGUAUUAAAAAAAUUUAAAUGUCAGUUGCCCUGUAAUGGGUAAUUAAAAAGAAAGUAUAGUUUUUAAAAGAGGAAAAGGUAAGGGUAUAGAGGGUCAAAAAUAGGUCACUUGUAUAAAACGUUGUAGUUUAAUUUAUAUAAAACUACCAUAAUUAAAAAGAAAAAAAUGCAAACAGAGUUGGAGCUUGUUUCAAAUGACUGUACACUAAAUCUUGCCAUCCAUCAGUGCCCUACACCAGGUCCACUGAAAAUGAAGUAAACCUCUAUCUUUGUGAUGCUUCUUUUUACCUCUCUCCCAUGAAUAUCUUAUUUACAGAUGUUUUCAUUUGUACAUAGUAAACACAUGGCUUUAAGACGUCAGCUUGGUUUGGAUUUACAUGCCCUGCAGUUCAGCAUUUACAUCCCACAGUGUAUGGGUGGCAUAAACUGAGCAACUCAAGCAGCCCCUGAGCACGUUGUUAACAGCUUUGUUGUGCACCAGAACCCCCAGGACCUCCCUCAUCACCACUUCCAUGUCUUACAGCAUCUGGCUUCUUCCCAAAGAAGUGUAAGGUUCUAUUUCAACCCAAAGCUGGGCUCCCCUGCUUGGCUGAAACAUCUUGUUUACGUGUAGAGAUGCACAAAAUUAUCUGUAGGGGGUGAAACUGUGCCUGACGUUGUCGGUGAGUUGUCAUGGUUUUUGUUUGGGGGUUUUGUAAACACUCCUCUGAGUCUUUCAACUACAUCUGAUAGCUGCAAUAAAAACCAAUUUGUUCAAACAAUGUAUUCUGAAACUGCAUCUGCAAUAAAUGGAGUAUUUCCAUCAGCA
Messenger RNA from Motacilla alba alba, 4477 nucleotides. RefSeq names its product caldesmon 1 (gene CALD1). NCBI's taxonomy places the organism in Eukaryota, Metazoa, Chordata, Aves, Passeriformes, Motacillidae. The record is from RefSeq and is a predicted model, not a curated record. The transcript is spliced from 17 exons. Gene Ontology annotation, molecular function: myosin binding; calmodulin binding; actin binding. Gene Ontology annotation, cellular component: actin cytoskeleton. Gene Ontology annotation, biological process: muscle contraction; angiogenesis; actin filament bundle assembly. The coding region runs from base 503 to 2812 and encodes 769 amino acids.